GUGUCCGCAUGCAUCGGCUCACCUUGUGAAAAUGGUGGAAUUUGCCAAGAUGCUGGUGUUGGAAAAAUUAACUGUGUUUGUCCUAUUGGAUUUUAUGGUUCCCUUUGCCAGUUUGAAGAGAACACUUGUGGAGGUCAUUAUACGGAUUCAUCGGGAAAUCUCACCUUCUCGACGGAGACGGAAAGUGUGGCUGAUGACGGUUGCGAUUUUGUCAUUGCUACUGGAGAAGAUAACUCGGCCCUCCAAAUCACAUUUGAAGCUUUCAAAGGCAUGGGCGCUGACUCAUCUGCUCUAGACUGCUCCAAAAUGCCAGCAAACCUAACACUGUACGAUGGCGCUGGCGAUAAUGCUCAAGUUUUUGCCACAUUCUGCGGUGAUGUCGGUAGCGGAAAGGCGCCUGUGAUUGGUGAACCGAUAACGAUGACAACUUCGAAUGCACUGCUUCGUUUCAAAGGAACAAAAGGAUCGUUUUCACUCAAAUGGGCUACAAAGAAGAGAGAAUGUGGUUACCGUACUAACCUGGCCACAGGUACACUUGUUGUACCUCCUCAUCAUAUGGAUACAGCUUGUGACUGGUUCAUAUCUGCACCGAUGGAGAAACACAUCGAAAUUGAAAUUCCCACUGUAGAAAUGACCACAGGACUGCAGUUGAAUUGUUCUGUCAAUGAGUUGGAGGUCUUUGACGGAUACACAUCUUAUGAUGCUCAUAGAAUUGUUCAUAUUUGCGAAACAACUAAUCAAACAACUGUGGUAAGUUCUGAGGGAGACGGCCGACCAUUCCUAACCGUAUCUUUCCGAAGUAAUGUCUUUGGAGGUUCGAAAAGCCCUCUACAUCGUGGAUUCACUAUGAAAUAUAAAACAUUCGAACCUGAUCGACGUUGUGGUGGCGAUAUAACUAACACUGAAAAGGAUUGGGAAUUUGCUGGUUUUAUAGAAAGUCCGAACUACGGCGGAUUUUACCCUCCAAAUAUGGACUGCUCAUGGAGAUUGGAUGGUAUCGGAUCUGAUAAUACUUCCACCACUGACCAGACCCUCAAGGUACAUCUGCCUUUUUUGACUAAAAUUCUAUUCCAGAAUUUCAGCUCGAAUUUCUAA
Cylicostephanus goldi is the source of this 1095-nucleotide messenger RNA. The record is from the annotation of a GenBank genome assembly. NCBI's taxonomy places the organism in Eukaryota, Metazoa, Nematoda, Chromadorea, Rhabditida, Strongylidae.